Messenger RNA from Racocetra persica, 183 nucleotides. Lineage: Eukaryota; Fungi; Glomeromycota; Glomeromycetes; Diversisporales; Gigasporaceae. The record is from the annotation of a GenBank genome assembly.
UAAUGAUGGUAACUUCUUUGACAAUUAUGAGGAAGAAGAAAUAAAAAAAGUAGAAAGUUAUUGUACUAAUAGCUCUACAGAUAAUGAAGACCUUUAUAUAAACCCUGAGAGAAUCAUUAUGGAAUUAGUGCAAGUUGAAACAUUAGAUGAAGAACAAAAAGAAAAAGCUACUUAUCUUUUAAA